Messenger RNA from Lodderomyces parapsilosis, 1092 nucleotides. Its product is annotated as cleavage polyadenylation factor subunit. The coding region runs from base 1 to 1092 and encodes 363 amino acids. Lineage: Eukaryota; Fungi; Ascomycota; Pichiomycetes; Serinales; Debaryomycetaceae. Gene Ontology annotation, cellular component: mRNA cleavage and polyadenylation specificity factor complex. The record is from RefSeq and is a predicted model, not a curated record. Gene Ontology annotation, molecular function: mRNA binding. The transcript has a single exon.
AUGCCACCACAACUUAAACCAAUCACCUCUAGUGUCCUCUAUGUUGGUCUGAUUCCAUUUGAUUGGGACGAAGAGACCGUCAAGUCAGUUGUUUGUGGAUCGGGAAACAUCGUAGAUGUGCGAUUAGGAUACGACUUUGAAGGUAAAAACAAAGGCUUUUGCUUUGUUGAGUAUCAAAACACCCAAGAGGCACAGAAAGCAGCCCCUUUGUUGAGCUCAAUAUUGAUUCAUCAAGCUCAAGGCUUCCCGAAAAGACUCAAAAUCGAAGGAUCUAAAGAGGCAUAUAAGGGCAACAGCGCACCUCCAGAAGCACGAAGAGUUCUUCCACUAAAUAGAAACAAGUUACCAAACUAUGUCCAAUUACCUCCUGCAAUGGUAGGUAGUUCUAGUCCCGCACUCGGGUCUACCUCUGUCCCAUUCCUCGGGAGAACCAACUCACCUUUACCACUGACACCAAUCCCAACCAAUAGCAUGACAGUUCCUACUGCACAAAGCUUCAACCCAAGUUUGCCUCAAGGUGGGCCAACUGAAACCGUGCCAAUGAAGUUCACACAAGCAACAAAGACUUAUCCUUGCCCGCCUACCUUACCAUUCGCCACGCCUGAUAAUAUAAAUGCCACACUCAGCAAGAUCCAACCAGUGCAAUUGAUUCAAUUUCUUGCUAAUUUAAAGAAUGCAUUGCAAACUGAUCCAUCGAGAGCACAAGACCUUUAUCAAAUGAAUCCCGAGUUUGCAGUGUGUGCCGCACAAGUGUUAUUAUUGAUGGGGUUUGUCGAUAAUGAUGUUCUUACUUCGAAAUCAGUGUCAUCAACACCGCAGCCAAGUUCGCAACAAUUAUACCCGCAACCACAAUAUCAACAAGGUAGUCCUUCUACGUACUCGUCCCAUCAGCAAAUGGGACCAGGGACUGGGUGGUCCAAAUUGCCUAUAGAGACCCAGAAUGCUUUGCGAAAUAUGGAUGCUCAGCUGGUUGAAAAAGCAUUAGAAUUUGUCAAUAUGACUGAAGAGUAUUUCAAGAGGUUGUCGUAUCAUGAAAAGACUAGGAUUAAUCAGAUCAGGCAACAAUUAGGUGUUAUUACGUAUCCAGUAUGA